AUGCCCCAAAACCUUCCGGUGUAUUCGCCACGUGCGUAUACAAGUCCCUUACCGAUUAAAACUUAUACCUAUCAACUGAACCGCUUUCGACCUCCAAUAAUCGUAAAUAUUGUAGCACCUGGAUCGACGGGCGAGGGUGAUCUGGGUGACUGGGCGCCAGCAUCGCUGGCUCCAGAACUGAUGCUUUCCGUGCUCAACAAGUAA
This is a messenger RNA of Pieris macdunnoughi, 204 nucleotides long. NCBI's taxonomy places the organism in Eukaryota, Metazoa, Arthropoda, Insecta, Lepidoptera, Pieridae. The record is from the annotation of a GenBank genome assembly.